AUGGGGCUGGAGAUGGAGCCUCUGCUGCAGGCCUGGAGCUGCUUCCGGCGGAGGAAGUUCGAGAAAUGUUCCCAGCUGUGUGGCCGCAUCCUGGAGAGGGAACCCUAUGAUCAGGUACGCCGAGGCCUCUCUAUAUCUCCUGCAGCGUGGAGUCUGAAGACCCGGGCCCUGACAGAAAUGGUUUACGUGGAUGAGAUUGACGUUGACCAGGAAGGAAUCGCUGAAAUAACUCUGGAUGAAAACUCUAUUGCACAAGUCGCACGUCCUGGGACCAGCCUCAGACAGGCAACAGCAAAGAAAUUCGAGGGGCCAAGCCCAGCGGUCAGACCCGUCACCCAAUCUGGCAGGCCCAUGACAGGCUUUGUGCGACCUGGUACACAGUCUGGUCGACCAGGCACUAUGGAACAAGCGAUCAGGACCCCCCGAACUGCAAAUACUGCUCGACCAAUCACCAGUGCUUCUGGAAGGCAUGUCCGCCUCGGAACGGCUUCAAUGUUGACCAAUCCAGAUGGACCUUUUAUCAACCUAUCCAGAUUAAAUUUGUCUAAGUAUGCACAGAGUCCCAACCUGGCAAAGACGCUGUUUGAAUACAUCUUCCACCAUGAAAAUGAUGUGAAAAAUGCUCUGGAGCUGGCUGCUCUGGCCACUGAACACGCUCAGUUCAAGGACUGGUGGUGGAAGGUUCAGCUGGGAAAGUGUUAUUACAGGCUGGGGCUGUUCCGUGAAGCAGAGAAUCAGUUUAAAUCGGCUCUCGUACAUCAGGAUGUGGUGGAUACGCUUCUGUACCUGGGAAAGGUGUACGUACGGAUGGACCAACCUCUGACCGCUCUGUCCCUUUUUAAACAAGGGUUAGACCGCUUUCCAAAGGAAGUGACCCUCCUGUGUGCGGUGGCACGGAUCCACGAGGAAAUGAAUAACUUGACUUCAUCUGCUGAAUACUACAAGGAGGUCCUCAAACAAGACAACACCCACGUGGAAGCCAUUGCAUGUAUUGGAAGCAGCCAUUUCUACACGGACCAGCCAGAGAUCGCUCUGCGAUUUUACAGGCGCCUCCUUCAGAUGGGAGUCUAUAACUGCCAGUUGUUUAACAACCUGGGCCUGUGCUGCUUCUACGCUCAACAGUAUGACAUGAUCCUGACCUCAUUCGAGAGAGCUCUGUCCCUGGCUGAGAAUGACGAGGAGGUGGCAGAAGUUUGGUACAACCUGGGGCAUGUUGCUGUGGGGAUCAGUGACCUUAAUUUGGCAUAUCAGUGCUUCAAGCUGAGUCUGGCCAACAACAACGAUCACUCAGAGGCUUAUAAUAACCUGGCUGUCUUGGAGAUGCGCAAAAAUCGUUUUGAGCAGGCCCGAGCUCUACUGCAGACCUCCGCAGCCCUGGCCCCUCACAUGUAUGAGCCACAUUUCAACUUUGCUUCCCUCUCGGACAAUGUCGGAGACCUCCAGAGCAGCUAUGUGGCCGCGCAGAAGUCAGAAGCCGCUUUUCCUGAUCACGUGGAGACCCAGCAGCUCCUCGAGAAGCUGAGACAGCUUUUUGCCGUGGUGUGA
Molecule: messenger RNA, 1545 nt
Organism: Staurois parvus
Lineage: Eukaryota; Metazoa; Chordata; Amphibia; Anura; Ranidae
Source: the annotation of a GenBank genome assembly